Molecule: messenger RNA, 1645 nt
Organism: Brassica napus (rape)
Lineage: Eukaryota; Viridiplantae; Streptophyta; Magnoliopsida; Brassicales; Brassicaceae
Product: phosphatidylcholine:diacylglycerol cholinephosphotransferase 1
Exons: 3
Coding region: 685-1392 (235 amino acids)
Molecular function (GO): diacylglycerol cholinephosphotransferase activity
Source: RefSeq, a predicted model, not a curated record
UAAACGUCUCCGCGGCCGAGUUUUAGAACGAGGAUCUGCGUUAAUGUCGUGCUCUAAUACUGCGUGAGAAGUAAUAAUCUCUCCUAUUGUGAACUUUUCUAUAUAAAGACGUUAAAACAAGAUAAAAAGUUGAUUAUCUUUGGAAUAAAAAAAAUAUUUACAUGGAUGAAUGGUAGUUUAUGAUUUGUUAUUACUUGGGAUCUAUGAAUGAAACAAUAUGAUAUGUUAUACCCUCGUAGAUCCCACUGAUUCAAUUGAUAUCACGAACGAAAGAGAUCGGAACCUGCCUCAGGAAAAAAAAAAAAAAAAAAAAGCAAUCUUUUUUUUGGUAAAAAAAUCAAUCUUGGUACGCAUAUUUUCAAACUUUCUAUUUUGGGUAAUUGGUUUAAUUAAUUCAUUCGAAACAGCCAACAUAAAAAGAACCAAUGUCGGGACAAAAUGUCCACAAAGACCCUGUUGUAAUAACUUCCAUAUCUAAUCGUCACCUAUGAUUGGGGAUCUGAUAUAAUUACACAUAAGUCAAAUCGUCACAGUUUUGGUAGUAAAUCGAAGCGCUCAUUUGUGUAAUAAAGUUGUACGUUAUUAUGUUUCUAGAAAAAAUAUAAGAAAUCUUCUCAAUUCUUUCUGUCUCUCUCUCUCUCUCUCUAAACUCUUCAGACCCAAAAAAAGACAAGGAAUAAUAAAAUGUCUCAAAUGGACAUUUCUACGAGAACUGAGGAAGGAGGAUGGAGAAGCAAGCCUUCGUUUAUGACGUGGAGAGCGCGCGACGUUGUCUACGUGAUGAGACACCAUUGGAUACCGUGUCUGUUCGCGGCCGGAUUCUUGUUCGUCGUAAGCGUGGAGUCCUCGAUCAAGAUGGUUUCCGAGAGUUCUCCACCGUUCGAUAUUGGGUUUGUGGCCACGGAGUCUCUGCAUCAUAUCUUGGCUUCUUCACCGGAUCUGAACACCGGUUUGGCCGCUCUAAACUCGGUGUUAGGAGUGAUGCAAGUAUCGUAUAUUGCAUGGACAUGGUUAAUAGAAGGACGGCCCCGAGCCACCAUCACGGCUUUAUUCCUCUUCACUUGUCGCGGUGUUCUCGGUUACUGUACUCAGCUCCCUCUUUCAAAGGAGUAUCUAGGAUCAGCAAUCGAUUUCCCGCUAGGAAAUCUCUCGUUCUUCUAUUUUUUCUCGGGUCACGUGGCAGGCGCGACCAUCGCAUCUUUGGACAUGAGGAGGAUGCAGAGGUUGAGAUUUGCGAUGGUUUUUGACAUCCUCAAUGUAUUACAGUCGAUCAGGCUGCUUGCGACGAGAGGACACUACACGAUCGAUCUCGCAGGUGGAGUUGCCGCUGCGAUUCUCUUUGACUCAUUGGCCGGAAAGUACGAAGCUAAUACAAGAAAGAGGCAAUUGUAGGAACAGGUUUCAGCUUGAUUACCAAAAGACUUCAAAGAUUUCAUUCAACAUGUUUAGUUGCUGUUGAAUUCUACUGUGGUUCGGCAAUUAUUCUCCCCAUGAGCCAGUGGCUUGGACUUCUUCGACCCUAAUGUUCAUGGUCAGACUGUAUAUGUUGUUUAUUUCUCAUUUUUUCAUUCGACUCCGCAAUUUGUGAUAUGGGUUUGGUUAACACUAGUUGGUUCAAUUGUUUUCAAUUGGUUUUACUCUGAAA